UGACAGGGAAAUAACUCCAUAAUAUCUUCUUCAGAGCAGAGAGAUCAGUCACAGAGCUGAAUUCCUCUGCUGUUCAUUCAUCUCUACAAGCUGUUGGUUCUACAGCGCUUUCCAGCGGUUCUCCCCCUCGGUGAAGCGUCUUUUUCAAGAUGUCUUUCCAUUUGUGUGUAUUUCCUGGUUGCGGUCGUUGUCUCUCCCUGUCUGAUGGCCACGAUCGCUGCCUCUCGUGUCUGGGUGCAACCCACGUGGAGUCAGCGUUUGUGGAUGGUUCAUGCCCUCACUGCAGUCCCGACGCGGAGCUACCUGCAGGAUGGCGACGCCCCCUGCCUCAAAGCCGGCUGCCAAGAACCCCAAGAAGGCUUCGAAGCGUCCCUGAGACAGGCAGCACUGGGACUCAGGAAACUGCACUACGGGAGCUGAAGACAGAAAUUCAGACACCUCUGGGAUGGCACGAUGGCAGUCACAGGAGGAAGUCCUUCCUUUAUGAAAGAAACUUAAGGGAGUGCGGAAGUGAAACAGAAUUUUUUUUCACAAAGGACGCGAGAACGACGAAGCUGAACACGCAGCAGACAACCAUCCGAUAAAACAAUCAGAUAUUCUCCAUGGCCACCACAGAACCGGUGUACAACCAAACAACUACAGUGCAGGAGCCCAUAUCCAAAAAAUGGCUCGUGGUACCAUCGGAGAAUCUUGGGAAAAUUGGAUUCGGGAUAAAAAUCGUUGAAGUGCUUCUUUCGUUUGUGGCAUUCGUGUUGGAGGAGGUUGUGUCCAAUUGCUCAUCCUGUGGGCCGCUUUACUUCUUUGAAUUUGUCAGUUGCACAGCCUUUUUCUUCACGUUGUUACUUCUAAUCCUUCUCGCCACAACGCUGCACAAAAGAGUUGGAAUCAAUUGUUGGCCCUCCGUGGACUUUGGAUACACAGUAGCCAUGGCAUUUUUAUUCUUCAUUGCCAGUGUUGUGUUUGUGGCAGACAAUGGUGGGACGAGUCUGGAGUCUGCCGCAGUGAUAUUUGGCUUCCUUGCCACACUGGCCUUCGUCUUUGACUUUAUAUUCUUUUGGAAAAUGAAAGGUAUUCCAUGUCAAGGGGGAAGCAAUCAACCCACAGCAGAAAACGCAACCAGAUCAGUGCCAGAAACAGAGAAACUUAAUGCUAAUGGAACUGAAGAGUCUCAUUAGCAUUUUCACCAGCAUUUUACUGUCAGACUGCUGCUGUGCUCAAAAGCUUUUUGUCCCUUAACAAACACAAUUUUUUAUACAUAAUAACUGUUUUUACCUGAAGCACAAAUGUUAUGAUUUUGUAAUAUUUCCAUUAUAGUCUCUGGCCUGCUAAUGGACCAGAUGUAUCUUGUACCUUGAACGUUUUUAUUCUAUACUUGAAAUACAUAUAGGAGUCUUAACUUUACUUUUGAAAUAGGAGACACAAAAAUCUGCUUACAUUUUGCCACAAUGACAAUUUUGACAUGGCUUUUAAAAAAAUAUAUAUGAGUACAGAAGUGAAGUUGUCAUGUCCCCAUCAGAGCCUCUGCUCUGUACUAUUGUUUAUUUUUAAAUUAUUAUUGGUUAAAAGUACAUAAGAUGCACUGUAUUUCAUCUCAUCACCGAUUUAUUUAAUAGUUUUGUAUUCAUUCCUGAAAUAUGUUUUUGAGAAAUCAGAAUUCCAUCUAAACAUUACUGAUUGACAACUGUUUUAUGUCACAGGAAUUUAAAUACAAUAUUUGAUAAAUUAAUGAAAUCUCGAAAGGUUAGCAAAUUGUAUUAAAUAUUCAUGUCGUUUAAUACUUGUGGGACAGGGCAACAUUGCACUGUAUAGUGCCAUUAAAUCUGUUUUAUUCUUAAGAUAUUUUAGUGAACAUUUAAAUUUGAUGACAGCAUAAAAACAUUUUAUCAACAUUCACUAAUGGCCCAGUGAUAAUUUUUGGAUGUCAGGGGUGUACAGUCAUCGCUUUUUUUUUUUUUAUUGAAACAAUCUGUCAUUUUUAUAUUGUGUGGCACUGGAAGUGUUGUAUAUUUUAAUUUGUGCCUUGUUCCAAGUGAGCGCACAUGAUUCUAUCAUGGUUUUUGUGAGCUGUACGUUGUGAAGGUGUUCAAUUUAAUGAGAUAUUUGUGGUUAUAGGGAGUAACCAUGUACGUGUAGGCCCAGUUGUGUUAAGGUAAAUUUAAAUGCCCGUAGAGAUGAACGGACUGCAAGACAUUGAGACACUAAUCUGCCCUGUACGCUUUAACCCUCCUAUGCUAUAGAAUGGACUGCUGCUUCCUGUGUUAAUUAAUAAAUGUGAAUGUGACUUCCAGAUAUUUUGUUGAUGCAGUGAUACAACCCACAUACUUUUUAAUCCUUAAGAUAUAGGUAUAUUCGUUUGGUUGGUUGAAUGGACCAAAAAAGGUUUUGAGUUGCAUAGAUGGGAGAUUUAAGUAUUGUUAAAGAAUUCAUGAUUUUUAUCAUGAAUUUUUGAGCUUGUAUACCAGAAUUGUUUCUGCAAAAGUUCACAUGUACAGUAUGGUUUUUAUAAACAUUUAUCCAUUCCAGAUAAGCAAUAAAUAGAUUCUGGG
Xyrauchen texanus (razorback sucker) is the source of this 2546-nucleotide messenger RNA. Its product is annotated as CKLF-like MARVEL transmembrane domain-containing protein 6. The record is from RefSeq and is a predicted model, not a curated record. The coding region runs from base 603 to 1175 and encodes 190 amino acids. NCBI's taxonomy places the organism in Eukaryota, Metazoa, Chordata, Actinopteri, Cypriniformes, Catostomidae. Gene Ontology annotation, cellular component: membrane. The transcript is spliced from 7 exons.